Molecule: messenger RNA, 3418 nt
Organism: Wasmannia auropunctata (little fire ant)
Lineage: Eukaryota; Metazoa; Arthropoda; Insecta; Hymenoptera; Formicidae
Product: protein Cep78 homolog
Exons: 3
Coding region: 531-2582 (683 amino acids)
Cellular component (GO): centrosome
Molecular function (GO): protein binding
Source: RefSeq, a predicted model, not a curated record
UAAAAAGACGGACGAAAUUUUAUUUCACGUUAUUCUGCUUCAACGGAUUAAAAUUGCGAAUUUAUGGUUUUACAAUUUUCCAAAUACAUACUCAAUCUGGCAAUAAGUCAAACUAUAACGAUCGCAAGUGACGAUAUCUUCAGUCCGUUCGUGCGCGUGUUUCGUUUGUAGGUUCGUCCUGUUCCACGCAGGAUAUUUUACAUCGGUUUUGGAUAGGUAGGCAAGUAAACAACGAUCACGAUCGCCGAGAAAACAGCCAAGGGGAAGACGCCAUCGAUGCCUUCAUAAAAUAUUCCUUUCGACAAAUUCGAUUCUCGCAAUCAUUCCCAAUGCAAAUCUGUUGGUGCAGAUGACGUUUCGCGGUGAGAUCGCGGUUGAUCCUCAAGUAAAGCAGCAACAGCAAAGCAACGGACGGGACCGUUCGUAAUUCUGGAGGCAAGAUUACCGGCACCAUUACGACACUCGAGGGUAAAGUUCCGUCGCGACACCGACGGAAGAUCGAUGCUGCCGGCUCGGCUUUGCCACGAAAAAUGGCGAUCCCGGCCGGCAGAAACUUCGCCAGCUGCUACAUGGAACUGUGUAAACAGCAACGACUGCGACCGUUGCCGGUGAUAUGUGUGACUUUGCCUUAUAAUCUGGACUUUACUACCGAUCGUAUCAAAAUGGACGACUGGGGACCGAUUUUGAACUCUCUUUCUCUUGACCGCUCGCUCAAAUCGAUUAGCGUACACAGCAGGUAUCAAUGUCGCAAACCAUUGGAAGAGAUAAAUUCCGAGGACAAAGCGCGAGCGAUGGGCAAGGCUCCAGUGGUCCUUACGCGUUAUUUGCUGGAGUGGCUGUCGCAGAGUGUCGGCCAAUGUGUGAGGAAUUCGCCUAGCCUCACGCACCUCGAGCUCGAAGGCAUCCCCUUUCCACCGGAUUGCAUCGCGGUGCUCUGCGUGGGUUUGUCAGGAACGCAGACCUUACACCAUCUAUCUCUCCGACGUUGUUACAUCGGCGACAACGGCUGCGAGCUGAUCUGUCGAACGAUAGCGGACAUUCGUAGCGUGAGGUCGUUGAAUCUCAGCUACUGCGACCUCACACCGAACAGCGGCAGCGCGUUAGCGUCCGCGCUCUCGAGACAGAAAUUGGCGUUGUACCACGACACCUGGAAACAAUCGCUGAGGUAUCGCGAGCCCAACUUCGAGGCGAUGCCAGGGCUGCGCCGGCUAACCUUGAACGAUAAUCCGCAUCUGGGCAACUGCGCUGUCAGAGAGAUGAUCGAGGCGAUACGCGACAGUUUGUGGAUGAAGGCGCUGGACCUUCAGCAUUGCGGCUUGACGGAUCAGAUCGGCGCGGAUUUGCUAAACCUGCUCGAUCAGAACAGCACGCUGGUGGUGCUCGACGUGAGGAAGAACGUGAACCUGAACGACGAGCUCGCGGCAGAGGUGAUGAGAAGGUUGGUGCAGAAUGACGUUGAGGGAAAGUCAGAAUACAAAUGGAUGGGAUUGGUACCGAAGGACAAGAGAAUCGCGUCGGUUGAUAGUCGAAGAGGCAGCGAGAACGAAGACAUCGCGAAGCCGUCGAAAGCGCGAAGUACCUUUACUAAAUACUCAAGGCGACCGUGUCAGGUGAUCCCACCGAAGAGGACAGUUCCAAUAUCGCUUCUAUCGACGAAGAUGAAGAUCCGACCGCCUUCGCCGCCAGUUCGUGACAUUACUCGGCAACGUGAUUUAAUCCAUUCGCAGACAAUCGACAACGUACAAACGAUGCCCAAGAUUUCCCUUCAUUUGGAUCUUCAGUCUCGUAUACAACCCGCGGCGAAUCGCGACGUCGGAGCGCAGUCGGAACGCAAAGACGUUGCGCGAUGCUCCGACGAAACAAGCCUGAAGAGUUUUGAUUCUACUAAGAUAAAUGUUGGCAUACAAAGUGUGGACCGGCAGGAUGACUCGGAAGAAAUGCAACGUAUUCUCAAGCAGUUGGCGGAAGCUCAAGCGGAACACGAUCGUCUUCUGGAGGAGACCAAACGAACCGAUCUUUUGCUUGUCGAAGAACGAGCACGCCGCGAAACCGCCGAGAUGAAUUUGCGAUCGGUACAAAAGGACGUGGCCGAGCUGGAAUGCGCUUUGAAGAAGAAGGAAAACGAGACCAGAGGUUACCUACUGGUCAGCCAACAGUCCUUGGACGAGAUAUGUAUGUCCUUCGAUCGGCUUCUGGAACUGUUGGAGAACGUCGUCGGCAAAUAUCCGUCCGACAGGACACUGGGCUCACAGCAAAUCGUGAGCGCGGACAUCAAGCGACGCCUGACAUCCGUCAUCAGGCAGACCAAGUCGGAAAACCUGAAGCGAGGCUACAAAGUGGACAUCGAGCUACCGCAGUACGUCGUGGACAGCGCGCGAAAGUUUGUCAAAUCUGAGAGCGAUGUAAGAUCAACGAUGCCGAUCCCGGCGACGUACCUCGAGAGGAAGAUUGGCGAAUGUCCGGAAAACAACGAGCUACGCCAUCGGUGUCGUGACGCCGAUAAGCCGAUGUCGUCCGUCGAUCGAGCCCGAGCGAUCUUCGCAAGCAUCAUUAGCGGCGAGGCUAUGCUUGACUUCUGCUAAUCCGAUCGAUCAGUUGAGUUCGGCCAAUCGUGCAAAGACAGUCAUAUAGUGGAGCCUCUCUCUUUGGAGGUUUCAGAUGUAUAUAUACAUAUUUUGUACACGUAUAUUAUACAUGUAUACACUAUGUUCAGGGAACGCACGCACGCACAAGCCGCGUUUAACCCUUCUAUUACUAACGGAUACUCCAAUUCCGUAGCGCAAUUUCUUUACUAUGAGCUUUAGUUUCGAUUUGAAUGUCAUAAACUUUUAAGUGACGCCGUAAAAGCACGUAAAAAGCUCUUCUUUAGACAUUUAUUAAUAGAUGUCUUUUCUUUGUACUUUGGUGUGUUAUUUGAGAAGUAAAUAAUUUUUAUUUCUAUUCCGAUAUAUACACAUAUUUAUAUACAUAUCCGGUUUUGCGAAAUUAGUAACGGACGUAAAAAAAAAAUUAAGUACUAUAACUCGCUUUUUAUUCAUUAAAAGAUCUGUAAUUGCUUAAUCGUCAUUUUAAUUCAUGAUAAGAAAAUGCAUUUAUCUCUAUUGUAUCGUAUUCAAUUGCCAGGUAUUUUUCGGAGCAAAAAUGAAAAUAACAGACAACGCGAUUUGUUUGUGAAAAAUUGUUUAUUCGAAUAGUCAACCAAUCAGAAUAAUCGCUGGGUUAAGAAAUAUCAAUUAGCGUUUCUGGAUAAACUUUGACGAAAUGUGUAACCCAUCGGUCCGAUGGCGAUGCGAGUAAUCGAGAAGAUCGAUUACUCGCGCGACGAAAAGCGUGUAACGUUCGAACUCAUUUAUAGCCACAUUUUUUUCGUAGCGCGUUAUUGUACAUGGAAUAAAUACUGCUUAUUAUUUCCGUAAAA